UAUGAGUGGCAAGCGGAGUUAUGGCAUCAAAAAGAAGUUAUCCUAGUGGGGUGGAAAAACGUAAGAGGAAGAAAACGGAGGAAGAAAGACAGUCAAAGGAUAAAGAGACUUCUUAAAGACAUAACUCUGGAGGAGCACAGGAGCUCACCUCCCAACUCCUGGAGAAGCAGCUGCGGCGCUACCUUUUAAUACCUUGGUGAUGCAUCAGCACAGGCAUGGUGCCCCACCUUCUGCUGGACUGGGGGUACCGUGGUGUACUUGUAAUGUAGCCAUGCCUACAGACCAGGAAAGGAAAUGCUGUGGCCAGGAGCCAGCAAACUGUCUGUUCAGUAAGCUAAUCUCUUACAAGUAGAGGGGACAGCUGCCAUUCCACAGACUGGGACAGAGUAAGAGAGGGAGCUCAGUCAAACUGUAUGAGAGCGAUGACUGAGACAAGUUCAGAAGGGUUGUAAAUGAGUGGAAUGAGAUCUAGGCAACAGGACUACCAUAUUUUGUAAAAAACUUCAACAGACCCUCCAAUUCAAAGUAAAUUUGGCACACAUACUCUGGCGACCACAAUGGCAGACAGCAGCAGUCCUCCAUUGUCAUCCUACAUCAUGGAUGAGGAAACUCUGAAGAGAAAACAGAAGGAGAAGCUGAAGAAGCUGAUGGCUACAGGAGGCAACCCAAGGCCUGCACGCUCUCUCCUUUUCUUGACACUGAGGAAUCCCUUCCGCAAGGCAUGCAUUAGUAUUGUGGAGUGGAAACCUUUUGAAAUCAUAAUCCUAUUGGCCAUUUUUGCCAACUGUGUGGCCCUGGCUGUGUACUUGCCAAUGCCUGAAGAGGACAGCAACAACACCAACAGCAACUUGGAAAGCCUGGAGUAUAUCUUCCUUAUCAUCUUCUCUAUCGAGUGCUUCCUGAAGAUUGUUGCCUAUGGAUUUCUUUUUCAUGCGGAUGCAUACUUAAGAAACUGCUGGAACAUAUUGGACUUUGUUUGUGUAUCUGUUGGGUUGUUCACUGUGGUUGUGGAUGCUAUUAACCACAUAAGUGGCGUGGAAGGUCCAGUGGGAGAAAAAGGUGGUGGCUUCGACAUGAAAGCUCUGCGUGCAUUCAGAGUCCUCCGACCACUCAGACUGGUCUCUGGAGUCCCCAGCUUGCAAGUGGUGAUGAACUCCAUUCUGAAGUCCAUGCUGCCACUGUUUCACAUCACCUUAUUGGUCCUUUUCAUGGUUACCAUUUACUCCAUUAUGGGACUGGAGCUCUUCAAGUGCAAAAUGCACAAGACCUGCUACCACACUGGCACAAACAUUAUUGCAACAGUGGAGAACGAGAAGCCGGCUCCAUGUGCUCAAGCGGGGAAUGGGCGUCGAUGUACCAUCAAUGGCACAGAGUGUCGCUCUGGCUGGCCAGGCCCAAACAAUGGAAUCACCCACUUUGACAAUCUGGGCUUUUCCAUGCUGACUGUCUACCAGUGUAUCACCACACAAGGGUGGACCGAUGUCCUCUACUGGGUAAAUGAUGCUAUAGGAAUGGAGUGGCCAUGGAUCUUUUUCACCACACUCAUCCUGGUUGGUUCCUUCUUCGUGCUCAACCUGGUUCUUGGCGUGCUCAGUGGUGAGUUCACAAAAGAGCGAGAGAAGGCCAAGUCCCGUGGAGAGUUUCAGAAGCUAAGAGAAACCCAGCAGCUAGAUGAGGACCUCAAAGGCUACAUGGAGUGGAUCACUCAGGCUGAGGUCAUGGACAAUGACCAGGAGGGACAGGGCCUUCUCCCCUUGGAAAAUGGAGGAUCACAGACUGGAAGUGUCAGCAACAUGGACACAAUGCAGCGGAUUAUCUAUUACUAUAAGCUGGCUCGUAAGUGGAAUCGUUGGUUGCGACGUAAAUGCAGAGUGUAUGUGAAGUCCAAACUGUUCUACUGGUGGGUGAUCAUGCUCGUCUUCUUCAAUACGCUGGCAAUUGCAACAGAACAUCACAGGCAGUCUCAGAGACUCACAGACUGGCAAGACAAUGCCAAUAAGCUGCUGCUGUCUAUGUUUGCCCUUGAGAUGUUCAUGAAGAUGUAUGCUCUAGGCUUGCCCUCUUAUUUCAUGUCCCUCUUCAAUCGCUUUGACUGCUUUGUGGUGUCCACGGGCAUUAUGGAGCUAAUUCUAGUACGCACGGGCAUCAUGUCAGUCAUGGGUAUCUCUGUGCUGCGCUGCAUACGACUGCUCCGCUUGCUCAAAGUCACCAGAUACUGGACAUCUCUCAGUAAUCUGGUGGCUUCCCUCUUGAACUCAGUCCGUUCCAUUGCCUGCUUGCUGCUGCUCCUCUUCCUUUUCAUUGUCAUCUUUUCCCUGCUGGGUAUGCAGGUGUUUGGAGGGAAGUUCAACUUUCCCAACCAACCAAAACCUCGCAGCACCUUUGACAGCUUCCCUCAGGCCCUUAUCACUGUGUUCCAGAUCCUGACAGGAGAGGACUGGAAUGCUGUCAUGUACGAUGGCAUUAUGGCUCAUGGAGGACCCAGCAUGCCUGGAAUCUUGGUCAGCAUCUACUUCAUCAUCCUCUUUGUCUGUGGAAAUUUCAUCCUUCUAAACGUCUUUCUGGCCAUUGCUGUUGAUAAUUUGGCAGAGGCUGAGUCUUUGACUUUAGCCCAAAAAGAGAAAGCGGAGGAGAAAAAACGCAAGAAAGCACUCCGGGCUAACAUGCCUGACAAAGCAACAGAGGAGAAAGCAAAUCUAGCAAAGAAGUUGGCUGAGCAAAGGGCCAAGGGCAUAGAGGGCAUCCCUACUACUGCAAAGCUCAAAAUUGAUGAGUUUGAGUCUAAUGUCAAUGAGAUUAAAGACCCUUUCCCUCCAGCAGACUUUCCUGGUGAUGAUGAGGAGGAGGACCCUGAGAUCCCAGAAAGUCCCAGACCUCGUCCAAUGGCAGACCUGCAGUUGAAGGAGGAAGCAGUACCAAUGCCAGAAGCCAGUUCAUUUUUUAUCUUUGGACCGCAAAACAAGUUCCGGAAGCUCUGCCAUCGUAUCAUCAAUGCAACUACUUUCACCAACAUCAUCCUCCUCUUCAUCCUGCUGUCAUCUAUUUCUUUAGCUGCUGAGGAUCCCAUUGAUCCCAUGUCUUUCAGGAACCAGGUGUUGGCCUAUGCUGAUAUAGUCUUCACUUCAGUGUUCACAGCGGAAAUUGUGCUCAAGAUGACGACAUAUGGUGCCAUUCUUCACAAAGGGUCUUUCUGCAGGAACUCUUUCAACAUCUUGGAUCUUCUGGUGGUCAGUGUGUCUCUCCUCUCAAUGGGCAUGGAAUCCAGUGCUAUCUCAGUGGUGAAGAUUCUUAGGGUGUUAAGGGUAUUGCGGCCCCUGAGGGCCAUCAACAGAGCCAAAGGACUCAAGCAUGUAGUCCAAUGUGUGUUUGUUGCUGUCAAGACCAUUGGAAAUAUUGUACUGGUCACCAUGCUACUGGACUUCAUGUUUGCUUGCAUUGGAGUCCAACUUUUCAAGGGCAAGUUCUAUUCCUGCACAGAUCCUGACAAAAUGACUGAAGAAGCAUGCAAAGGCUGGUAUAUAAAGUACCAGGAAGGAGCACUUCAUGAAAUGGAGGUCCGUAAGAGGCAAUGGACCAACUCAGAACUAAACUUUGACAACAUCUUCAAUGGCAUGCUGACUCUCUUCACAAUUUCUACUUUUGAAGGAUGGCCAAAGAUACUAUAUAAAGCCAUCGAUUCAAACUCAGAGGAUAAGGGCCCUGUGUACAACAACCGGGUGGCCAUCUCAAUCUUCUAUAUCAUCUACCUCAUCCUUAUUGCCUUCUUCAUGAUGAACAUAUUUGUGGGCUUCGUCAUUGUUACCUUCCAGGAGCAAGGAGAACAGGAGUAUAAGAACUGUGAGCUGGACAAAAACCAGCGCCAGUGUGUGCAGUAUGCACUUAAGGCCCGACCACUGCGAUGUUAUAUUCCCAAGAACCCCUACCAGUAUCAGGUGUGGUACAUCGUCACCUCCUGCUACUUUGAGUACCUUAUGUUCCUCCUUAUUAUGCUCAACACCAUGUGUCUGGGAAUGCAGCACUGCAACCAGUCAGACCAUGUUACCCACCUGUCUGACAUGCUGAACGUGAUUUUCACAGUGCUCUUUACUGUGGAGAUGAUCCUUAAACUCAUGGCCUUCAAAGCCAAGGGUUAUUUUGGAGACCCCUGGAACGUCUUUGACUUUGUCAUCGUCAUUGGAAGUGUUGUGGAUGUGAUGCUGAGCGAAAUUGAUGCGGCACUGGCCUCCUCAGGAGGACUUUACUGUCUCCAUGGCUGCGCUGCAGUGGAUCCCAUGCAAGCUAUUGCGUCCUCUGAGAAUAUGAGUGUAUCAAUCACAUUCUUCAGACUGUUUCGUGUCAUGCGUCUGGUGAAACUUUUGAAUCGAUCUGAGGGGAUACGGAAUCUUCUGUGGACCUUCAUCAAGUCCCUUCAGGCUCUUCCCUAUGUGGCCCUGCUCAUUCUCAUGCUAUUCUUCAUAUAUGCUGUGGUGGGAAUGCAGAUAUUUGGUAAAAUUGCAUUGGUUGACGGCACACACAUCAACAGGAACAAUAACUUCCAGACAUUCCCACAGGCUGUGUUGCUGUUAUUCAGAUGUGCUACAGGAGAGGCCUGGCAUGAAGUGAUGUUAGCGUGUAUGUAUGGGAAGAGGUGUGACCCCAAGUCGGACUACCUGCCCGGGGAAGAGUACACGUGUGGAUCCAACUUUGCCAUCAUCUACUUCAUGAGCUUCUACAUGCUCUGUGCCUUUCUGAUCAUCAACCUCUUUGUGGCUGUCAUCAUGGACAACUUUGACUACUUGACACGUGACUGGUCCAUCCUUGGCCCCCAGCACUUGGAUGAGUUCAAAAAAAUCUGGGCUGAAUAUGACCCAGAGGCUACUGGGCGUAUUAAGCACCUUGAUGUGGUGACACUCCUACGGAGAAUACCUCCUCCUCUGGGAUUUGGCAAGUUUUGUCCUCAUCGUAUUGCCUGCAAGAGGUUGGUCUCCAUGAAUAUGCCUCUCAACAGUGAUGGAACAGUGACCUUCAAUGCCACGCUGUUCGCCCUGGUUAGAACUGCGUUGAAAAUAAAGACAGAAGGUAAUUUUGAAAAAGCCAAUGAGGAGCUGAGGGGAAUUAUCAAGAAGAUCUGGAAGCGUACUAGUAUGAAACUACUGGAUCAAGUCAUCCCACCUAUUGGAGAUGAUGAGGUGACAGUGGGAAAGUUCUACGCCACCUUCCUAAUCCAGGAUUAUUUCAGGAAAUUGAAGAAGAGACAGGAAGAGUACUAUGGCUACCGGCCCACCAAGAAAAGUGCUACGCAUGAAAUACAGGCAAGACUAAGGAACAUUGAGGAAGAGACAGCUCCAGAGCUCCAUAGGACCAUCUCUGGAGACCUAACAACUGAGGAAGAGUUGGACCGAGCUGCUGAUGAAGCUGCUGCGGACAGCAUCUUCAGGAGACAAGGUAGUCUUUUUGGAAACCACACCGACCCUUUUUCUGUUGAGGGUGAGAUUGCCAAUGCCCACCAGGCCACCAGCCAGCGCCCCCUGCAGAUGGCAGAGGGAGUCAUUAACAACAAUAUUAACACCAACAGUACCACAAGUCACAGUCUUUAUUAACAGAGUUGGCAUCUGACCAAUGACGCAGAGUACUUCAAAGCCAUGACCUUUGACUUCAGCAACAUGGAGACUGUAAGAGCAAUCUUAGCAGACAUGAAGGACACCAGCCUUCUUUCAUACAGUAUAGAGGGUUAGGCUUAGGAUCAGGGGGAAUAACUCUGUUAACCAUUUAUACUGUAUACUAAAACAUACAAUACCACAAAACACUGCCUGCUACAGAAAUUAAAAAAAAAAAAAAAAAAAAUCAAUACAAGGCUGAUGUGAACUUUUUAAACAGGCUGUGCUGUGUUUACAAAACUCAAAACACAAAAAGAAUGCAAAUUUUCCCUUAGACCUUUAAACCCAUCCUGCGGUAUUUUGAUCUGUUGAUUCACAUAAAAGGUGGAUUAAUAAUUUUUAUGCCACUUGGAGACACUGGAACAAGCUGUAAACACAGUAUUGACAUAUUUUCAUUUUGAGUUGUGUCUCUGUCUGUGGAAUAAAUUAUUUACUGUAAUAUUAUUGGACAAAAAUCUGUUCUGUUAAUUCGUUAGUAUGAGGUUUAUUAAGACAAAUGCCCCUGGACAGAUGAGAAAUUGUGUCUCAGCUGUCUCUGCUGACUGCAGAGAGGAUGUUGUAGGUACAGGGUGAAAUGACUAAGUAGCAGAGUAAAGUAGUAUAGCGCAAUUAAAACUUUCUCUCAUAUUCACCCAUCAUGAUAUAGCCACUAUUAGGCUGUGGGUGGAUCAUCCAUCCUCACACAGUGGUUAUAAACAUAUGAAUGAAACCAAGAGGUAAAGAUCAACAGAAGGUAGGUUGUCACAAGGCCAAAUACCACACUCACCACUAGGUGACUAGUGGUGACUCAGUGGUGACUAGAAAUGGUUAAAAGACUUAAUGUGGCUAAUUGUAUGAUCAUAUUUAUGCCAAAAAUAAAUGAAUAAAUAAACACAAUCAGAACAAUCAGAUUAAGCCACAUAAAAUCAAACAAAUAUCAGACUGAUUACAAUAUGAAUAAAUAUGAUGCCUGUGAAUAUUCUGAAUAUGACAACAUCAUAAAAACAAAGUGGUAAUUAAUAAACUGAUUAAUGACUGAUUCACUGAAUAUGAUCAUAUAAGAAAACCAGAACUACUACAAAAUCAUCAAAAUAACAAUUAUGAAGAUGAAGAAAUGACCACAGAACAUUUUAGUUGUUUUCUGAAAUGUUUCUUACAGCAGCAGAACAUAGUUCUGUUAGUGUUUGGGCUCCAACCACAUCAUCACUCCCCACAAAUACGUUUACAAAGAGAUAUUGAGGAGUGUAUAAUAAUAAUAAUAAUAAAAACACAUCUCCGAUCCCCCUGCAGACUGCAGAUGGA
Molecule: messenger RNA, 6917 nt
Organism: Lates calcarifer (barramundi perch)
Lineage: Eukaryota; Metazoa; Chordata; Actinopteri; Centropomidae
Product: dihydropyridine-sensitive L-type skeletal muscle calcium channel subunit alpha-1
Exons: 44
Coding region: 558-5579 (1673 amino acids)
Biological process (GO): calcium ion import across plasma membrane
Cellular component (GO): voltage-gated calcium channel complex; membrane
Molecular function (GO): high voltage-gated calcium channel activity; calcium ion binding
Source: RefSeq, a predicted model, not a curated record